Messenger RNA from Penicillium concentricum, 1977 nucleotides. Its product is annotated as fungal specific transcription factor domain-containing protein. The transcript has 5 exons. Lineage: Eukaryota; Fungi; Ascomycota; Eurotiomycetes; Eurotiales; Aspergillaceae. Gene Ontology annotation, molecular function: DNA binding; zinc ion binding. The record is from RefSeq and is a predicted model, not a curated record. Gene Ontology annotation, biological process: DNA-templated transcription. Bases 1 to 1977 code for a protein of 658 amino acids.
AUGCAAAAGGGUGACUUUUAUACAAUUGACGAUUAUGUUGAGAAUCCUCACCGCGUUCUCAGCUGUCUCAUCAUAGUCUCUCGACAUCUCACUCAUAUCACCCGCACCCACCCUAAGUGGCGCUUGGGUGCUGGUGGCAUCUGGAGAGCCGGCCGUGCAGAGUACACGGCUUAUGUGCGGCCAGUAGUCGGGUGCCCAGAUGGGUGUCAGGGAAACGAUGUUAUCACAACACCUCCCACGAGCAAUUACCUGGUGGGACUUGUUCCCCUGAUAUCUCUUGUCUCACAAGUAGCCAAAGUCCUGUAUCUCAGACUUCAAGACGAUAUCCAGCAGUCAGAAAUAGAUCUGCAUCUCCAAGAGAACGAGUCAAGGCUGCAGAAGGGUCGAUCCCAAAAAGGAGAUGUGGGUGCAUGGUUGGGCGCUGAGGAGAAUUUCAUUGAUCAAGGCGAAACCCCUAGCUUCUCCUCACCUACAGCACUAGGGAACCAUGUUCACCCCGACUGGCUGCCCCCAAAAGACUGCCAAGAGGCGUUGAUAGACAUAUAUUUUCGUCGGAUACACCCAUUGCUGCCUCUUCUUGAUGAACAUGAAGUACGAACCCAGCACAGAGCAGGUAUUCUCCCUCCGCGGCUUCUUCAAGUGAUUUGUCUUGUUGCAGCGAAGGACCAGAGCGCGGUGCCUUUCCAAUGCCUUGGUUCCCAUCCAAACACUCUUCCACUGGAGAAAUUCAGUAACAUCAUCUAUACUGAUGCUAUGCAAAACAUCUCAAGAAGGGCCGAGAAAAAAGUACUCGCAAUACAAAUCUUGGCGCUUCUGUCACUGCACGAAUGGGGCUCCACUGGGUCCGAGGAUUGUUCUUUGAAUCUGGCCCAGGCUAUUCACCAUGCCCAGACCAUGGGGUUGCAUCUGCUGAGGCCAGAUCAACACUCUAGUACCUCUUCCAAGGGUAUUUUCUGGUGCCUGUGGAGUCUAGACCGAUGGAACGCUGCUAUGAAUGGGAGACCCCUGAUGAUCCACGACGGAGACAGGAGCCAGGGGGUGGAUGACGUUGUUUCAACGUUCCACUCGCCGUUUCGUGUCUGGCUUCGGAUUUCCGAUAAGCUCGGAGAAGUGAUUCACUUCUACCGACCGAUCAUGAAAGGCAUGGAUCAGAGCGAACUCGAUCUCCCCUCCUUUGAAGAUAUUGUAGAGCAAUGUGAGGCCUGGGACAUGUCUCCAGACCUGCUUGAGUCUCUCGAGCUUGUUUAUCAUUCUGUGAUUAUUCUCUCAACACAUUCCACCGGAUUGCAAGGACGUUCACGGCCAUUAGCAUCAAAAAUCCGACAAAGUCAUUCAAUCCUUACCAUCGCGUCGCUUAGUUGCAAUCAAGAUAUUCGGAAUUUUCUGCCGUUUCCGAUGAUCGGUUACACCAUCUCGCUCGUCUUCUCGGUCACGUACAAACAGCUGAGAGAAAGCAAACUGCCAAGUGCACGCCACGCAGCCAUUUCUCAAAUUCGUCUAUUUCAUCAGUGUCUCAAGAAAAUGGGCACUACAUGGUGGUCGGCCGCUGUGAUGACUCGUCUAGGCCAACGUGUGUUAAACAGCAUCCAACCCACCAUAGACGAAGAACGUUCCACAGGUCCAGAAAUCAAUAUCACCCGACUAAACUCUCUGCCGGAAUCAAGUCAUAUAUCUUCACAGCCACUUAUUUCCACUGAUAAUAUCCCGUCGCACUCGGUUGUCGACAUUGCGCAGGUGGCGAGACGGAUUCAUACAGGAUCUCAGACCACACACCCUCUGGCUGGUCAUCGACUGGGAUCGGACAAACCUUCUAAUUUCGAAGUAGACACCACGCCAUUGUUAACAGCAACUGAAAUCGAGGAUUUUGAUACCUUUUUCGGCAAUUUUCUUGAUGUUGGUUUUCCGAACCGCUCGAAUGAUCAAUUAUUGUUAGAUCUCGACAUGGCCGACUUCGAAUUUGGGGACGGUCUAGCUUGA